GGAGCAAGGACCUUGAACGUGCGAACCUGCCCGAGGACCCGCGCUCCUAGCGCCACCGCACGCGCGCUCCGGCCCCCGGGCCACCCGCCCUCGCCGGCCCCCGCCCCUCCGGGAGGAAGAAGAGGGUAGGUGGGGAGGCGGAUGAGGGGUGGGGGACCCCUUGACGUCACUGGAAGGAGGUGCCGGGGUAGGAAGUGGGCUGGAGAAGGUUAUAAAUCGCCCCCGCCCUCGGCUGCGCUUCAGCGAGGUCCUCGGGAGGCUUGGAGCGCGGCGGUGGCAGCGGACACUCCCCGGAGAUAGUGGCACUGGUGGUGGCGGCUGCUCGGAGCGGGCUCCGGGACUCAAGCUCGGCGGCUAGCGGACGCGGGACGGCGAGGACCUCCCCACACACUCCCCCCACACCCUCCUCGACUGCAGGCGCGGAGAAGGGCUCGCGCGGCGCCAAGCAGGAGCAGGAGGGGACCGGCUCGGGCGGCUGCGCCGUCGGCCUCGGAGAGCGCGGGCACCGGGCCAGCAGGCCGCGUCGCGCUCACCAUGGUCAGCUGCUGGGACACCGCGGUCCUGCCUUGCGCGCUGCUCGGGUGUCUGCUUCUCACAGGAUAUGGUUCAGGGUCGAAGUUAAAAGGACCUGAACUGAGUUUAAAAGGCACCCAGCACGUCAUGCAAGCCGGCCAGACUCUCUUUCUCAAGUGCAGAGGGGAGGCAGCCCACUCGUGGUCUCUGCCCGAGACAGUGAGCCGGGAGGACCAGAGGCUGAGCAUCACUCCCGCAUCUGCCUGCGGGAGGAAUGACAGACAGUUCUGCAGCACCCUGACCUUGAACAUGGCGCAGGCCAACCACACGGGCCUCUAUGCCUGUAGAUACCUCCCCAAAUCUACUUCGAAGAAAAAGAAAAUGGAGUCUGCAAUCUACAUAUUUGUUAGUGAUGAAGGGAGUCCUUUCACAGAGAUGCACACGGACAUACCCAAACUUGUACACAUGACAGAAGGAAGAGAGCUCAUCAUCCCCUGCCGGGUGACGUCACCCAACAUCACUGUCACUCUAAAAAAGUUUCCGUUUGAUAUUCUUACCCCUGACGGGCAAAGAAUAACGUGGGACAGUAGGAGAGGCUUUAUAAUAGCAAACGCGACGUACAAAGAGAUAGGACUGCUGAACUGUGAAGCCACGGUCAACGGGCACCUGUACCAGACAAACUAUCUGACCCAUCGGCAGACCAAUACAAUCCUAGAUGUCCAAAUAAGCCCACCGAGCCCAGUGAGAUUGCUCCACGGUCAAACUCUUGUCCUCAACUGCACCGCCACCACGGACCUCAAUACGAGGGUGCAGAUGAGCUGGAAUUACCCUGGUAGAGCAGCCAAGAGAGCAUCUAUAAGGCAGCGGAUUGACCAGAGCCACCCCCACAGCAAUGUGUUCCACAGUGUUCUUAAGAUCAACAACGUGGAGCGCAAAGACAAGGGGCUCUACACUUGUCGUGUGAAGAGCGGGUCGUCAUUCCGGUCUUUCAACACCUCCGUGCAUGUGUACGAAAAAGGAUUUAUCAGCGUGAAGCAUCGGAAGCAGCAGGUGCAAGAAACCACAGCAGGAAGGCGGUCCUAUCGGCUCUCCAUGAAAGUCAAAGCUUUCCCCUCGCCAGAAAUCGUAUGGUUAAAAGAUGGCUCACCGGCAACGUUGAAGUCCGCUCGCUAUUCGGUGCAUGGCUACUCGCUAAUUAUCAAAGAUGUAACCACCGAGGACUCGGGGGACUAUACCAUCUUGCUGGCCAUAAAGCAGUCAAAGAUAUUUAAAAACCUCACUGCCACUCUUAUUGUCAAUGUGAAACCUCAGAUCUACGAAAAGUCCGUGUCGUCCCUUCCGAGCCCACCUCUUUACCCACUGGGCAGCAGACAAGUCCUCACUUGCACCGUGUACGGCAUCCCGCGGCCUACCAUCAAGUGGCUCUGGCACCCCUGUCACCUCAAUCACUCCAAAGAAAGGUAUGACUUCUGCUUUGAGAGUGAAGAAUCUUUUAUCCUGGAUCCCGGCAGCAACUUAGGAAACAGAAUUGAGAGCAUCACUCAGCGCAUGAUGGUCAUAGAAGGAACCAAUAAGACGGUUAGCACGCUGGUGGUGGCUGACUCUCGGACCCCUGGAAUCUAUAGCUGCAAGGCCUCCAAUAAAAUAGGGACUGUGGAAAGAAACAUCAAAUUUUACGUCACAGAUGUGCCGAAUGGCUUUCACGUUUCCUUGGAGAAGAUGCCAACUGAAGGAGAGGACCUGAAACUGUCCUGUGUCGUCAAUAAAUUCCUGUACAGAGACAUUACCUGGAUCUUGCUACGGACAGUUAACAACAGAACCAUGUACCAUGGCAUCAGCAAGCAAAAAAUGGCCACCACUCAAGACUACUCCAUCACUCUGAACCUUGUCAUCAAGAACGUGUCUCUGGAAGAUUCGGGCACCUAUGCCUGCAGAGCCAGGAACAUAUACACAGGGGAAGACAUCCUUCGGAAGACAGAAGUUCUCGUUAGAGAUUUGGAAGCGCCACACCUGCUUCAGAACCUCAGUGACCACGAGGUGGCUAUCAGUGGCUCUACAACCUUAGACUGUCGAGCUAGAGGUGUCCCCGCGCCUCAGAUCACUUGGUUCAAAAACAACCAUAAAAUACAACAGGAGCCGGGAAUUGUUUUAGGACCAGGAAACAGCACGCUGUUUAUUGAAAGAGUCACAGAGGAGGAUGAGGGUGUCUAUAGGUGCCGAGCCACCAACCAGAAGGGAGCCGUGGAAAGCUCAGCCUAUCUCACUGUGCAAGGAACCUCAGACAAGUCAAACCUGGAGCUGAUCACGCUCACAUGCACGUGCGUGGCCGCAACCCUCUUUUGGCUCCUUCUAACUCUCUUCAUCCGAAAACUGAAGCGGUCUUCUUCUGAAGUAAAGACAGACUACCUGUCAAUCAUAAUGGACCCUGACGAAGUCCCCCUGGAUGAGCAGUGUGAACGGCUGCCCUAUGAUGCCAGCAAGUGGGAGUUUGCUCGGGAGAGGCUUAAACUAGGCAAAUCGCUGGGCAGAGGGGCUUUUGGAAAAGUAGUUCAAGCCUCUGCAUUUGGCAUUAAGAAAUCACCUACCUGCCGGACCGUGGCCGUGAAGAUGUUGAAAGAGGGGGCCACAGCCAGCGAGUACAAAGCUCUGAUGACCGAACUCAAGAUCUUGACUCACAUCGGCCAUCAUCUGAAUGUGGUUAACCUCCUGGGAGCCUGCACCAAGCAAGGAGGGCCUCUGAUGGUGAUCGUGGAAUACUGCAGAUAUGGAAACCUGUCCAACUACCUCAAGAGCAAACGCGACUUAUUCUGUCUCAACAAGGACGCAGCCUUGCGUAUGGAACCCAAGAAGGAAAAGCUGGAGCCAGGCCUGGAGCAGGACCAGAAACCCCGCCUAGACAGUGUCAACAGCAGCGAGAGCUUCACCAGCUCCGGCUUCCAAGAAGACAGAAGUGUGAGCGACGGGGAAGGAGACGAGGAUUACAGUGAGAUGUCCAAGCAGCCCCUCACCAUGCAGGACCUGAUUUCCUACAGUUUCCAAGUGGCCAGAGGCAUGGAGUUUCUGUCCUCCAGAAAGUGCAUUCAUCGGGACCUGGCAGCACGGAACAUCCUCUUAUCUGAGAACAAUGUGGUGAAGAUUUGCGACUUUGGCCUGGCCCGGGAUAUUUAUAAGAACCCCGAUUAUGUGAGGAGAGGAGAUACUCGACUUCCCCUAAAAUGGAUGGCUCCUGAAUCCAUCUUUGACAAGGUCUACAGCACCAAGAGUGACGUGUGGUCCUAUGGAGUGUUGCUGUGGGAGAUCUUCUCCUUAGGAGGUUCUCCAUACCCAGGAGUGCAAAUGGAUGAAGACUUCUGCAGCCGCCUGAAAGACGGCAUGCGGAUGAGAACGCCGGAGUAUGCCACACCUGAAAUCUACCAAAUCAUGUUGGAUUGCUGGCACAAAGACCCCAAAGAGAGGCCCCGGUUUGCCGAACUCGUGGAGAAACUUGGUGACCUGCUUCAAGCCAACGUCCAACAGGACGGUAAAGACUACAUCCCUCUCAACGCCAUACUGACCAGAAACAGUGGCUUCACGUACUCAGCCCCCACUUUCUCUGAGGACUUUUUCAAGGAUGGUUUUACAGAUCCAAAGUUUCAUUCCGGAAGCUCUGAGGAUGUGAGAUACGUAAAUGCUUUCAAAUUCAUGAGCCUGGAAAGAAUCAAAACCUUUGAGGAGCUCUCACCAAAUGCCACCUCCAUGUUUGAGGACUAUCAGCUGGACACUAGCACUCUGCUGAGCUCUCCCUUGCUGAAGCGAUUCACCUGGACUGAGACCAAGCCCAAGGCCUCGAUGAAGAUAGACUUGAGAAGAGCAAGUAAGAGCAAGGAGGCGGGCCUUCCCGAUCUGCCCAGGCCCAGCUUCUGCUUUGCCAGCUGUGGCCACAUCAGGCCCGUGCAUGAGGAUGACGACUCUGAGCUGGGGAAGGAAUCCUGCUGCUCUCCACCCCCAGACUACAACUCCGUGGUGUUGUACUCCUCCCCGCCUGCCUAAUGCUUCUCACAAGCCACAGACAACCAGCCUCUGACAGUAUUAUACAUAUAUGAGUUUACACCUAUUCCGCUCCACAGGAGCCAGCUGCUUUUUGUGACCUUUUUAAUCGUGCUUCUUUUUUUUUUGUUUCAUUUGUUGUUGCUGUUUUGACUAACAAGAAUGUAACCCCAGAUAGUGGCGCGCGUGAGGAACACUAUGGUUAGAGAAAUCCUUUCUAAGUCCAGUGGCUCACCUGCUUCAACAACCCCUCAAAGCCUCAGGGUAACCCCUCGGGGACAGGAAGGUGCAGGUACCAUUGCAGCCACGGCCCUGCCUACCCUCCCGGCAGCUGUGGGCCCAGAUGCUGCUGGAAGCUCAGAGCAGCAUGCGCUGCCCUGCUCUGUGUAGGCCUUGGGAUAUUCCACGUGGAGCCGGUGCAGGGGAGGGCUCCGCUGCGCCACCUCAGUGACCUCUCACUCCUGGCCUCUGCUUUUUCGGGUCCCCUUCCAAGGGGUAUCAGAGCAGAAUGUGAGGGACCCUAGAUCAGGGCACAUGUUCUCGGGAGCCACAGUAAAUCUUAACUCUCUUCCCGGGAGUCUUCUGUUGUCUGCGUACCAUCCAAAGCGUGUUUAAUAUGUGCCAAUGGGGGGUGGGGCUGGCGCUUGGCUCUGAGGCCAGACUCACCAUCAGGUCUUCUAGCAGCGAGACACACCCCGAGGUCAAACCCAAGCCUGGAGGUGUGACAUUAGUGUACUGCUCACAGGGAGUUACGUGGUCCAGCUUGGCCUAGGAAGGUUGCCUACAAGUGGGCUCAAAAGCUACAUUUUAAACAGGUUCUAUUUCAAGUAUUUAACAUAUAGACAAGACACUUUUGCAGUAUCCUGUUUUAUAUAGUUAGCUAUCCAAGGAAGCUGGGGCAAGUUGAGAGUAAUGGUCGACACAAGGGUUUUCUCUGUACCCAAAUCUGGCUCGAUGGACUAAGGCCCGGUAAGGCCCGGGGGAUGCUCCUGGACAGUCGCCUAGCCACUCACGCAAAGCUGGGGCCUCACUGGCUUCUCUUCAUUGUGAGUGUCACCAUCUCAAGGCAGUCUGGGAGGAGCAAAAGAGCGCCAGCCAGUGUUUACUCAGCACUUUAUGCUCCUUGGCAUAGCAGGUGAUGUGUAAUUGAUGUAAGUUCUCUCUACGCUGGGACUCCGGGUAUUAGACAAUGAGCCAUCAAAAGGAAAAAAAAAAACAAAAAAUCUUAUUCUCAUCUGUUUUGGACCUUGCCUGGGGUCUACUGAUGGCGACAGGGUAGAAAUGGGAAGACAGGGUAGAAAAGGGUGUCCGCUCUUUGGGGGGAGGGGGGUGGGUCUUGAGAUUGCCACUUAAAUCUCUGGCCUGAACAGGAGCAUGUGCGCCUGCGCUUCCCUAUGGGCCCCAUCCUGAAGGUUUUCUGUCUGAUGAGACUGGAGGCCCUGCCCAGUCCCCACCGAGUCAGCCUACAGCCUACAGUGGCUCUUGGUGGACUCACUAGCCAGGACUAGACCAACAGGAAAGGGCUUUCAGAGACACUGGAGAAAAAGAAGUCAGGUAGGGCUGGGCAAAGAUGCCUUUGUUCAUUUGCAAAAGCUCUUGUCGGCUGCGGUGUGUAAGUCAGCCGACGGAUGAUGCAUCCUGCUGUUUCUCAUCCAAAUAUCCAAAAAUCAGUGGCGGGUAGGGCAGGGAGAAGACCAUAGCCAGUUCUGUAUCAUUCCAAUUGUAAUAAUCUAAAUUCUUAAUCAUUAAGAGACUUUAGUAGAUGUCCCUUUUCCAUAAAAGUAAAAGAGACAUACUGGGAUUCUCUGGUUCUGUUUAAAGACUUAGUUUUGGAGCCUAUGAUAGUUCAUCAGAGAAAGAAAGGAAAGAAAGAAAGGAAAAGAAAGAAGGAAAAGAAAGGAGGAAAGAAGGAAAGAAAGGAAAAAGAUGGUUCCUUCUGAGUUUUUAAGGUAGGAAGAAAAAUGGAAACUUAUACCGACAGACAUACCUAGGUGCACUGGGCCUGUUCAAAAACACCAUUGGACAUUAAGAGUCUUCACAGUGACAUUAAAACCGUUUGCCAUUCAAGGCCCAAGUAGUUGGCACUAAGGAAGAACAAACAUUUCUCCUAGUGUUUGAGAUCGCCAACGUGGGACUGGGGAGCUGAGGCCUCAGGCUAGUCUAAAUUAGCCCGAGAUGGACCCUCGGGGGACAUCCUGCUGCACAGGUCUUUAAGCAGUGCUGUGCUCCCCUGCCUAUAAGUCAACCCAGUCAAGGGACAGGGCAGGGCACCUUUGACCCACGGUGGUAGGAACUGUACAUGUGUGUGUGUAUCUGUAUGUUUUGUGCAUAACUAUUUAAAGAAACUGGAAUUUUGAAGUUAACUUUUAUAUGAGUCAAGAUUAUAUGCUACAGACAGAACUAAGACAUGAUCUGGCCUCACCUUUCUAGUCAUGAUGAAUGUAUUUCAUAUAUUAUCUUCAUUUAAUACAUUAACUUUCAAAACCAA
Molecule: messenger RNA, 7027 nt
Organism: Apodemus sylvaticus (European woodmouse)
Lineage: Eukaryota; Metazoa; Chordata; Mammalia; Rodentia; Muridae
Gene: Flt1
Product: fms related receptor tyrosine kinase 1
Exons: 30
Coding region: 535-4542 (1335 amino acids)
Biological process (GO): vascular endothelial growth factor receptor signaling pathway; multicellular organism development; positive regulation of angiogenesis
Cellular component (GO): plasma membrane; signaling receptor complex
Molecular function (GO): vascular endothelial growth factor receptor activity; ATP binding
Source: RefSeq, a predicted model, not a curated record